Hevea brasiliensis (rubber tree) is the source of this 2304-nucleotide messenger RNA. RefSeq names its product L-ascorbate oxidase homolog. Gene Ontology annotation, molecular function: copper ion binding; oxidoreductase activity. The transcript is spliced from 8 exons. The coding region runs from base 439 to 2067 and encodes 542 amino acids. The record is from RefSeq and is a predicted model, not a curated record. Lineage: Eukaryota; Viridiplantae; Streptophyta; Magnoliopsida; Malpighiales; Euphorbiaceae.
UGAUUUCUCGAAGAACGCGCGGCAUGGACCAUGGAGCAAAGGACAUGGCCGCUUAGACACUGCAAGCAGUGAAUACAGCUCAUUAUGGACCGAUUUCUGCUUUGCUUAAUCUGAUCAACAAACCAGAGAUCCCAGAAGAAGAAUCUUCCACUGAGUAUUCUUUCUUCUUCUUCUUCUUCUUCUUCUUAUCACCGACACUUUACUUACAUAAAGAUAAAGCGCGGGCGCGCACAAAAAAGAAAAAAAAAGGAGAGAGAAUAAAAGAAAGAGUGAGACUUUUCAGAGAGAAAGCGAGGGAGAUGUCUUAGUUCUGUUUCUUUCAUCUUGUUUGGCAAGAUUUCUUCUUACAGUCCCACUUCUUUUUUCUUCUCCUUAGAGCUUCCUUAUUAUUGGAUUGGGUAUCAGAGAGUGUUUUGUGUCUGUUUCUGCUACACAGAGAUGGGUGACCAUAGAAUAAGUAUAUGGUCUUUCAUGGGGGUGGCCUUGCUAGUGACCUGCAUCAGUGGAGAAGACCCUUAUAGAUUUUAUACAUGGAAUGUAACCUAUGGUUAUAUCUAUCCGCUUGGAGAGAAGCAACAGGGGAUUUUAAUAAAUGGGCAAUUUCCAGGGCCACAGAUUGAGUCAGUCACCAAUGAUAAUUUGAUUAUCAAUGUUUUCAACAGCUUGGAUGAACCUUUCCUCAUUUCUUGGAAUGGUGUGCAACAGAGAAGGAAUUCUUGGCAAGAUGGAGUCUAUGGCACCAACUGUCCUAUCCCACCUGGGCAGAACUUCACUUAUGUGCUCCAAGUGAAGGAUCAGAUUGGUAGCUACUUCUACUUCCCUUCCCUUGGCAUGCACAAGGCUGCAGGAGGCUUUGGUGGCUUCAAAAUUGCAAGCCGAUCUGUCAUUCCUGUACCAUUCCCUCCUCCUGCUGGUGAUUUCACCAUCCUAGCGGGUGAUUGGUUCAAGAGAAAUCACACUGAUUUGCGAGCAAUUCUAGAUGGUGGAACUGAUCUUCCCUUCCCUCAUGGCCUGCUUAUUAAUGGUCGUGGAUCAAACGGAUACACAUUUACGGUGGAUCAAGGUAAGACUUACAGGUUCCGGAUAUCAAAUGUGGGGCUUACCACUUCCUUAAAUUUCAGAAUCCAAGGGCACAAGAUGUUGCUGGUGGAGGUUGAAGGAACUCACACUCUCCAGAACACUUAUGACUCCCUUGACAUUCAUUUGGGGCAAUCUUAUUCUGUGUUGGUUACAGCUGAUCAACCAGCACAAGAUUACAAUAUUGUCAUCUCAACCCGAUUCACUACCCAAGUGCUUACCACAACCUCCAUUCUUCAUUACAGCAAUUCAGCAGGAAGUGUUUCAGGUCCUCCCCCUGGUGGACCAACUACUCAGAUUGACUGGUCUCUCGAGCAAGCUCGAUCUCUCAGGCGGAAUCUGACUGCGAGUGGCCCUAGACCUAACCCCCAAGGCUCUUACCAUUAUGGAUUGAUCAACACAACGCGAACGAUUAGAUUACAAAGCACUGCUCCAAUCAUUAACAGCAAGCAGAGAUAUGCUGUAAAUAGUGUGUCCUUCAUUCCUGCUGAUACUCCUCUUAAACUUGCAGACCACUUCAAUAUAGGUGGAGUGUUUUCCCUCGGAAGCAUUCCUGACAACCCCACAGGUGGUGGUGCUUACCUCCAGACUUCUGUCAUGGCUGCUGAUUUCAGAGGUUAUGCUGAGAUUGUUUUUGAGAAUCCAGAAGAAACUGUGCAGUCAUGGCACAUUGAUGGACACAACUUUUUUGUUGUUGGGAUGGACGGUGGGCAAUGGACACCAGCAAGCAGAUUAAGUUAUAAUUUGAGAGACACAAUUUCUCGAUGCACUGUUCAGGUCUAUCCCAAGUCAUGGACUGCAGUUUACAUGCCUCUGGACAAUGUGGGUAUGUGGAAUGUGAGGUCUGAGAACUGGCCCCGCCAGUAUUUAGGGCAACAAUUCUAUCUUCGUGUCUUUUCACCGGCAAAUUCAUGGAGAGAUGAAUAUCCAAUCCCAGGAAAUGUUCUUCUUUGUGGUCGGGCUGCAGGUCGUCAGAUUAGGCACAUAUGAUCAGCACACAGCAGGAUUGAUAGACUGUCAAGAAUGGUUGACAUAGUCCUGAGCUAAAUUUAGGAGUGCAGAGUUUUAGUGAAAACUUAAAGGGGCUUCACUUGAGCCAAUUUUACUAGAUUUUAUAUUUUAUGAAUCAUCUGUUUCUAGAAUUCAUCUCAUACUUUAUUCCCAGAUUGUUUCUUCAUUACUUUAUUUGAAUCCUUAUGUGAUAUUAUCACUAUUGAUAAUUUGGUA